Molecule: messenger RNA, 1385 nt
Organism: Temnothorax curvispinosus
Lineage: Eukaryota; Metazoa; Arthropoda; Insecta; Hymenoptera; Formicidae
Product: glutathione S-transferase 1-1-like
Exons: 5
Coding region: 311-1054 (247 amino acids)
Biological process (GO): glutathione metabolic process
Molecular function (GO): glutathione transferase activity
Source: RefSeq, a predicted model, not a curated record
AACACUAUCUAUCUAUCUAUCCGAUUAUCUAUUUGUGUAUAUCUCUAAUGAAACUCUAAUAAAGGCCGAUGCUAUGGCAGUCGCAUUUAAAUACACGUCGGCAUAUCGAUUUGAUGAGCUGUUACAGCCCAAGACUGUUCAGUCUUUAUGCAAACCUAGAACUGCAUGUACAUUUGUUUUCGCGAACCGAAUACUUUACUUAUUAUUUUAAAAUUGACAAAGAGAUAAUACUUGUGAACGCAUUAUAAAUUACGCGAAUAACAUAAAUAAUACAUCAAUAAGUAGCAAAUUUUGCUGUUUAAAUCCAAGUAUGCCCGUGCAACUGUAUUACUUGCCUCCGAGUCCACCUUGCCGAGCUGUCAUGCUCGUGGCAGAGGCAAUUGGGCUCGAAAUGGAGUUGAUAGUGUUGAACACAAUGGCUGGUGAGCACUUGACACCGGAAUAUGAGCAGUUGAAUCCGCAAAAGACAAUUCCUUUCAUGGUCGACGACGAUCUCAAGCUGUCGGAAAGUCGAGCUAUCAUGGCUUAUUUGGCCGAUCAGUAUGGCCAGGAUGACACAUUAUAUCCGCGAAAUCCAGAGGCACGUGCUUUAGUUAAUCAACGAUUGUACUUCGAUCUUGGCAGUCUUUAUGCGAGUGUAUACGGUUAUUACCUAACCGUGCUCAGAAAGGAGGCCGAUACGUAUGAUCCAGCGCAAUUUGAAAAACUAACAGAAUCGUUCCAAAUUAUGAAUAUUUUUCUCGACGGUCAAGAUUACGUGACUGGAGAUAAUUUAACGAUCGCCGAUCUUGCUUUGGUUGCCUCCGUAACCACAGCAGAGGCUUUUGGAUUCGAUUUAGGAGAAUACCAAAACGUUUCCGACUGGUUAGAGAGAGUACAAACAUCUGCACCUGGAUAUGAGAAAGCUAAUGGUGAACCUCUCGAGAUGUUCAAACAAUUUAUUCAUGGUUCGCAAGGCAACACAGAAGAAGCAGAAGAAGAAGGGGAAGGAGAAGAAGAAGGAGAAGAAGGAGGAGAAGGAGGAGAAGAAGAAGGAGAAGAAGAAAAUGAAUAAUAUAUCUAAAUACAUUAAAUUGUUUCAAUUUUCAAGCUGGAACAUAUUAAAUAGAUGAAACAUUUGUGUAUGAUGCCAGCAAUUAAAUCUCAAUCAAAUAAGUAUAUAAUUUUGUGUGUGUGUAUAUGUAAAAAAAAAUUGUCUAUUAUAUAAAGUUUUUAUCAAAACUCAUAUUUAAAAUAAUUAUACGUUGUUUCUUUAGAUAUCUUUUAGACGGUUUUAUGAUAUAUUUUAUUAGAUUUCUGUAUUUUCUGCAUAUACUCUAUAGACAUAAAAGUAAGAAUAUAAGCAAAUGAGAAAGUAAUACCUGUAAGCACAGCAUAAGAAAAAU